Messenger RNA from Olea europaea var. sylvestris, 2537 nucleotides. Its product is annotated as neurofilament medium polypeptide-like. Gene Ontology annotation, cellular component: nucleus. Bases 233 to 2209 code for a protein of 658 amino acids. Gene Ontology annotation, molecular function: histone binding; DNA binding. The transcript is spliced from 12 exons. The record is from RefSeq and is a predicted model, not a curated record. Gene Ontology annotation, biological process: regulation of double-strand break repair; chromatin organization. NCBI's taxonomy places the organism in Eukaryota, Viridiplantae, Streptophyta, Magnoliopsida, Lamiales, Oleaceae.
AAGUCUGGAUUUGAAGUCCGCAGUAUAAAAUCCACACCCAGAAAAACGUCAAAACGGGAAAUACAGUGAAGCUAUUACAUCAGUGUCAGUGAGACAGUGAGCUCCGAAAGAGCUCAAGGGAUCGCGAAAUUUUGCUCUCAAAUCUUAAGCUUUCCUAUAAUACUUUUAGCAGUUGUUUGGGUCAGCAACGAAAGUUGUUGAAGAACUUCCGAAAACUUUGAAUUUAGCUGUUAUGGGUGAGGGAGAUCUGGUGCUUGAGAAACCUGAGUCAGUAGCAAAUGGGAAUGCCGAGUUAGAGUUGAUGGAGAAAAAGAUGGAGGCUGUGACAGAGGCAAAAGAUCAAGAAACAAGACUUGGAGAUGAUAUGGAUGGUGGUAAACCUAAGGCUGAGAAUAUGGAUGUGGAUAAAGAAGAGGUCAAAGAAGCUAGGGAAGCUGAUGCAAACAUGGAGGAUAAUAAGGUAGUAGAAGAGGGAAAAGAAGAAGAAAGGGAAGGAAUCAUUGGAGGAAAGAAAAAAAACAAUAGUCAGGAAACUGAAGAUGAUUCUGGGGAGAAAGCCAAGGAGGAGAGUGAAAAUAAAUCUGAAAGGGAGGUUGAUGGAAUGAAAGAGGAGACUGAGGAUAAUGCUGAAGAGAAUGCAGAGGAUAUGGAGGAGACUGAGGAUAAGGCAGAAGAGCAUACAGAGGGUAAGGAGAAGACUGAGGAUAAGACAGAAGAGCAUACAGAGGGUAAGGAUGAGACUAAGGAUAAGGCAGAAGAGCAUACGGAGGAGAAAAGUUCAAAGAAGCGCCCACGAACAAAGAGUAGUGCUGGAAAAAUUGGCAAAGGUAAGAAAAAGGAAGUUGAAGAGGACCGAAAAACCCCAACGGGAAAAAAGUCUGAGCCUAAAACUCCAACAGAGAAAAAGGGGGAGUCAAAAACUCCCGUGGGUUCCACAAUUGAACGCCCUGUGCGUGAAAGGAAAUCUGUAGAAAGGCUGGUUGCAAUUAUUGAGAAGGAUGAUUCUAAGGAAUUCCAAAUUGAAAAGGGUCGUGGAACUGCAUUGAAAGAUAUUCCUAAUGUGGCAUACAAGUUGUCAAGAAAGAAGACCGAGGAAACUUUCAAAUUGCUGCAUGCAGUUCUCUUUGGAAGGAGAGGAAAGGCAGCUCAAAUCAAGAGCAACAUAUCAAGGUUCUCUGGGUUCGUGUGGCAUGAUAACGAGGAAAAGCAAAUGAUGAAAUUGAAAGAAAAACUUGACAAGUUUGUCAAAGAGAAGCUAGUAGAAUUCUGUGAUGUUCUUGAUAUACCGAUUUCCAAGGCUAAUACAAGAAAGGAAGAUAUUAUUGCAAAGCUGAUAGACUUUUUGCUGUCUCCUCAUGCAACAACCAAUGAGUUGCUUGCAGAAAAAGAACAGUCAAGUAAUGGGCAAAAAAGAAAGAGGGUUAGCAAAUCAGCAUCUGGGAGCAGUGCACCUUCAAAAGGAUCGGCCAAGAGUCGAAAGAGAACUGAGAGUGCAUCUAAAAAAUCUGGGGAGAAAAAUAGUGUGCCUGAAUCAGAAGAUGAUUCUGGAGAAGCAGAAGACGAGAAAGAGGAAGCACACGAAGAGGAAAAUGUUAAUGGUAAACCUGAAAGAUCGGAUGAUGAGAUGUCUGAUCAAGCUAAAAGUCUGGGGAACCCUAGUGAAUCUGAGGACGAGCCUGGUGAAGAGAAAGAAAAGCAGAAGCCACCUUCAGCAAAGAAAGUAUCUGCUGGAAAAACCAGGACCAAGAAUGUAACAACCUCUAAAAAGCCACCUGCAAAAUCAUCAUCAAGUCGCACAAAGUACAAUAAUGAUACGAGUGCAAAGAAGUCUUCUGGGAAGAAGAAAGAUGAAGCGGUAAAGGAGAAAGCUCGUCCGAAGAACAAAUCGUCAAAGGAGAGUACUGGGAAGAAGAUUGUGCGAAAAGACAAGCCUAAGGAAGACAAAUCAAAGCCAAGCAAUGAUGAACUCAGAAAUGCCAUUUGUGAAAUCCUUAAAGAUGUUGACUUCAAUACAGCUACCUUCACUGACAUUCUGAAGAUACUCGCCAAGCGAUAUAGUACAGACCUGACACCCAGAAAAUCAUCUAUAAAGCUCAUGAUUCAGGACGAGCUUACAAAACUGGCUGACGGACAAGAUGAAGAAGAAGAUGAGGAAGGUAGUGCUGAGAAGGAUGAAAAACAGCCUUCUGGCCAAGACGUGAAGGCCUAACUAUCUAGAUAGAUGCAACAUGAAGAUCCGUGUAUCCUAUGAGCUUCUGCUAAACCCUUCUCUUCGUCUAAAUUUGUACCGUCCCUGCUACCCUGUAGUGUUGUGGCCCCAUCCCCGUGGUAAGAAUUAAGAACACAGUAAUUUAUCGUUAUUGUUUAUUAACUGGCGAAACUUUUGUUCACUAGGAAUUGAGAGUUAACUGUAGGCUGCAGAUUUUCAGUUUGUCAAGUACAGAAGCAUAAAACUGUAAAUUUUUUAUUCUAUUAUCCAUGUAGUGAUCCUUGAAUGGAAGCUUGAGACUAUUUUAUGAUAUCAUGAUUGACUGCAA